ACGUCCAGGUCACAUGACACCGUCUGUCAACAGGAGUGGGCACCGCCUGGUCGGGAAGCAGCUGGAUAUGUCCGAGCUAUUCUUUCUUCUGUAUAAAAGUCUCUUUUUCAUAGACUUUUCUGAGCGUCAUGAACGACUGGACAAGUUCCGUGUUUGACGUAAUAGAUAGUUAAAGUUCGCUAGCCUAGCAUUAGCUCAAUGUAAAUGAACAGUGUGCUUAGAGGCUAAAGAUGCAACUGCUAGCAGCAGUAGCUGAACCGCUUUAAACUCUGAACGAAACAAUUUUCACUUAAUGCUGUUUGACCUACACUGUAGCACAGGUUAGAGGAACUAUGACGUCGGUUCUUAUUUGUUUUGCUAGCUACAUAGCAUAUAUGUAGCCACAGUGUCCGUUUCUAACUAAAACACGCAGGUUGAGGAACAGUUACUGUCCUGCACAGAUCUUCUGAACCAUCUAUGGCUUUUUAAUAUUGCAACUUCUUGUUCAAACAGCUUUACUUCCUGAAUGACCGGGGCAGCUAUGGUCGAGCGCAUAUAUGAAGCAGUAGAAUGAAUAUAAGCCUUCAGAGGCGAUGCAACCAUCUUUCACGGAGAACUGCUCAGCUUGACAUAUCCACCAGCUGACUAACAGUUACCGGGGAGAGAACUGACUCUCUGUAGGAGAACCCCUUCAUUUAGUAGAACAGGCCGGAUACUCUGUUGCAAUGGCUGCUGUAAGUGGUGGAAACACGCUCGGAUUGGUGGCGCUGGCAGCCGGUCCGGGAGGAGCGGCUCUACCGGCGGUGUCCGCGGCCAACACAACGGCGGCAUCCUGGAGCCCAGCGCCGGGGACAGAUACCCGGGGCUGCGAGAACGGCGCCCUGAUGGACUCUUUUGGUAUUUUCCUGCAGGGCCUUUUGGCUGUGAUGGCUUUCAGCACGCUCAUGUUAAAACGCUUCAGGGAGCCCAAACAUGAAAGGAGACCCUGGAAGAUUUGGUUCUUGGACACCUCAAAACAAGCAAUCGGGAUGCUUUUUAUCCACUUUGCAAAUGUCUAUCUAUCAGACCUUACAGAAGAGGAUCCCUGCUCGCUAUACCUCAUUAACUUCUUGUUGGAUGCCUCUCUGGGCAUGCUGCUCAUAUAUGCAGGAGUAAAGGUUGUCAGUGCUAUAGUUGAAUGGAGGCAGUGGGACGCUCUGCGUUUUGGAGAAUAUGGAGAGCCAGUGCAGUGCACUGCAUGGUUGGGCCAAUGUGUCCUCUACAUCGUCAUCGUGAUGUUUGAGAAAGUUCUCAUGAUGUUGGUCCUUCUUAUCCCCCAGUGGAAGAAGCUGGCUCUCCUCAAUCCCAUAGAGAAUCCUGACCUGGAACUGGCCAUUGUCAUGCUCAUCGUUCCAUUCUUUGUCAAUGCUCUCAUGUUUUGGGUGGUAGAUAAUUUCCUAAUGAAGAAGCACAGGACAAAAGCAAAGAUUGAGGAAAGAGAUGAGGACUCGCGUGGGAACAGCAAAGUUCGCUACCGACGAGCACUUUCUCAUGAUGACUCGGAGUCAGAAAUCCUUUUCUCAGCAGAUGAUGAGAUGGAUGAGUCGGAUGAAGACGAUGUUCGUCGACUCACUGGUCUGAAGUCUGUGAAAAAGAAAAAGCUUCGAAUGGGGAUUCCUUCAGGCGAGGUGAAAAAGAAGAAGCGGCCACCGAUGAAGGAGGAGGACUUGAAAGGAGCUCGCAGUAAACUUGGACUGAAGGGCGAGGUCAAAAGUAAGACGUAUGAGGUCAUGGUGGAGUGUGAACGUAUGGGGAAGGUGGCUCCAUCUGUGUUCAGCGGCGUGAGGACAGGAACAGAAACAGUUCUUGCCAAGCCUGAUGCUCCCAAACAUCCUUCAGCCAGUGUCUUCAGCAAGUAGCCACACAAUUAAAGAAGCAGCACUAAGAGAAAGAAGUGCUGUAGUCUUUGCCUUCACAGGCCAGAACUGGAUGGCAGUCUGUAGAAGUGAAUAUUUGUGAAGUUUUAGAGGGAUGAAAACACUAGUUUUGUUCAAAUAGUGUAUUUUGAUAUAAAUGUUGUUUGUGCUAUGUUUUGCUUUUUUGUAUUUGCCCAUCUGUUUGAAUAAAUAAUUUUCCUGUUUUAAAAUGCA
Messenger RNA from Girardinichthys multiradiatus, 2108 nucleotides. Its product is annotated as store-operated calcium entry regulator STIMATE-like. The record is from RefSeq and is a predicted model, not a curated record. Gene Ontology annotation, molecular function: calcium channel regulator activity. Gene Ontology annotation, biological process: chondrocyte proliferation; tissue regeneration; chondrocyte differentiation. Gene Ontology annotation, cellular component: cortical endoplasmic reticulum; membrane; nucleus. NCBI's taxonomy places the organism in Eukaryota, Metazoa, Chordata, Actinopteri, Cyprinodontiformes, Goodeidae. The transcript has 10 exons. Bases 705 to 1877 code for a protein of 390 amino acids.